CUUAUGACUUAUCCACCGCCAUACGACUAAGAUGUGAGUUUAGUUCUGUAGCCGAACACGCUUUUAUCCAUAAGCUAUCAAAUCUGCUAUACCGACUUUCCCUAAAGUUCCCACAUACUGAAAAGCACAUUCCCUGCAAACGCGGCCAAAAUUGGACGAAAUUAUGCCAUCUUGGUCAGCUCUCCGACGGUCCACGUGGAUCCACCGUUCUCCCGCCGCUCAAAGCUCCAACGUCCGCCGAUUUUCCGCCGCGCCUCCACCGCCUGAGUUGGCGUACUGCCAGAAGAGUUCUCAUGGCCGUGGGAAAACGAAUUUUCUAGGAUGGAUUUCGGCCGGAAUCAUCGCCAGCUCCACGAUUUCACUCUCUCUGUACUCCUUUUCCCCACCAUCCCCCGGUUCCAGUUAUUUUUCCUUCGCGGACUGGUCGGCGCCGGGUCCCACGACCGUUGCCGAGGCCGCGGUCGCUGUUUCCAAUUCCGGCCUGCACAAUCAAAACAGUGAAUCUAAAUUCCUGUUUGGAGAAGCAUUUAGGAGGAAGAUAUUUUUUAAUUACGAAAAAAGAAUCAGAAUGCGUAGUCCUCCUGAGAAGGUGUUUGAGUAUUUUGCAUCCAUCUGUGCCGAUGAUGGAGAAAUUUUUAUGACACCAGCUGACCUUAUGCGAGCACUAGUUCCCGUGUUUCCUCCAUCUGAAUCGAACCUUGUAAGAGAUGGAUAUCUCAGAGGGGAAAGGAGUCCUGGAGAGUUGCGUUGUGCCCCAUCCCAGUUUUUUAUGCUCUUCGACACGAAUAGUGAUGGUUUAAUAUCAUUCAAAGAGUAUUUAUUCUUUGUAACGCUACUCAGUAUACCUGAAACAAGCUUUUCAGUGGCAUUUAAGAUGUUCGACCUUGACUGCAAUGGGGAAAUUGAUAGAGAGGAGUUUAUGAAGGUGAUGACUUUGAUGCGAGCUCAUAAUAGGCAAGGGGCUGUUCACAGUGAUGGAUUUCGAGCAGGCCGCAAGUUGGGUGGUUCAAAAGAAGAUGGAGGGUUGUUAGAGUACUUCUUCGGGAGAGAUGGCAAGAAUCUACUUCACCACGAUAAUUUUGUCCAGUUCUUGAGGGAUCUUCAUUAUGAAAUUGUAAGGCUGGAGUUUGCUCAUUAUGAUUACAAGUUACGAGGAACCAUAUCUGCCAAGGAUUUUGCGCUGUCCAUGGUUGCAUCAGCCGAUCUGAAACACCUGAACAAGCUGCUCGACCGCGUUGACGAUUUAGAUAAUCAACCACGUCUAUCAAAUAUCCGCAUCACGCCCGAGGAGUUUUCGAAUUUUGCCGAGUUACGAAGGAUGUUACAGCCAUUUUCUCUGGCACUUUUUAGUUUCGGCAAAGUAAAUGGGCUAUUAACAAGGAAAGAUCUACAGCGAGCAGCUUACCAAGUCUGUGGGGUAUCUCUAACUGACAACGUGGUAGACGUUAUCUUCCAUGUAUUUGAUGCUAAUCGAGAUGGGAACUUGAGUUCAGAUGAGUUUGUUAGAGUUCUCGUUAAGCGUGAGAGGGAUAUUGCUCAUCCUACGGAGGCAGGUAUCCUAAGCUUUUUGUCUUGCUGUUGGCAUUGCUCGAAUGCCCACUCUAUUACUCGGUUUAUGUCCUAAUCUUUUGAGAUAAUGCAAGUAUUGUGUCUAACCAGUGGCAUUCGGGGCCCCCCUCAUAUUUGAUAGGGCUGACACUUUGUUUUGUGAGUAAUAUAAAUCUUGAAAGUUGAAAGUGUAACUAAUGGGUAUUUUGCUUAAACUUUGAAUGGUCCUUUUUAUUAUGUUUUUGGCUGGUUAAGAGUUAAGACCAUAAUAACAACAAACUUGGACGUUUUUUUGUUGUGUAGUUUCUCAUUUGUCUACUUAAAACGCGGGAUACUUUGAAAACUUCAGCAGU
Messenger RNA from Striga asiatica, 1901 nucleotides. The record is from the annotation of a GenBank genome assembly. Lineage: Eukaryota; Viridiplantae; Streptophyta; Magnoliopsida; Lamiales; Orobanchaceae.